GUUUAUGAUCUUUCAGAUUGCUCCAAUCUUAUUUCAAGGAUUUUCAAUCAUUCCAUACCUAACCCAAAUAUCCUAUAUUGGGAUGGAUGGUCUCUUCUUCUCAUACUACACUGACAAAAACCAAACUUUUGCAGUCUAUGCUAACUCUACCUUCACUGCCAAAUUCUAUCCUAAUCCAAGAAGAGAGUAUAGUUGGUUGACCCAAUCGGCAAACUCUACCACAGGAGAAUUAUACGGGAAUAUGACUGAGAUACUCCCACUGGUCACUAGCAACACGAGUUGGUUUCGAGAUGCCUUGAAUAGUAACCAGGGAUGUGCAUCCAUAGGGACAAAAUGGAGCUCAAAUCAUGAGCGUUUGUUCCUCAACACGGUUCGAGUUAAUGGAAGUAAUGGAGUUGUUUCCUUUGGAUUUUCGUUCAAAACAUUUAUCGAUCUCCUUUUCACGAGCAUCGAACGUCAAGGAGGGAGAUUGUACCUUGCAACUAAUGAAGGAGAAAUUCUUGUCCGAGGGUCUCAGGACAUUAAGAUGGUCCUUGCUAAUGGUUCAGCAACAUUUCAGUUUUUAAAUCCAAAUGGUGGUGAAAUUGCUCGACUCGGGAACAUCUCAUGCCGGGCUAGGAAAGAAGAUUCUGAUCCAAAGGAUUCUUUCUUUAAUCUUUUGGGUACAGACUAUAUCAUAUAUUGCUACCCACUUGAGAUAUUGGGUGUGCAAUUGGUCUAUUCAUUAGUAUUGCCUCAGAAAGAGUUAGCUAGCCUUGUCUACAAGAGUAGCAGAAUGGGACUAAUUCUUCUUAUACUAAUAAUGGCCAUCACAAUUAUCACUGUUUUGGUUUUUGUGUUCAUAGUCAUCAGAGCAACAAAAAGAGAAAUGCAUUUAUGUGCCAAGCUCAUUCAACAAAUGGAAGCAACUCAACAGGCAGAGAGGAAGAGUAUGAACAAGAGUGUUGCUUUCACUAGAGCGAGCCACGACAUUCGCGCUUCUUUGGCUGGGAUUAUUGGUUUGAUUGAGAUAUGCCACAAUGAAUCUACCCCAGGUUCAGAGUUAGACAUAAGCCUAAAACAGAUGGAUGGUUGUACAAAAGAUCUUCUAGGCAUAUUGAACUCUAUUCUGGAUACAAGCAAGAUCGAAGCAGGGAAAAUACAACUCGAGGAAGAAGAGUUUCAUUUGGGUCAACUUCUAGAGGAUGUGGUAGAUUUGUAUCAUCCAGUGGGUGUGAAGAAAGGAAUAGACGUAGUGUUAGAUCCUUAUGAUGGCUCAAUUAUCAAGUUUUCACAAGUUAAAGGUGACAGAGGAAAGCUUAAACAAAUUUUGUGCAAUUUACUGAGCAAUGCUGUUAAAUUCACUUCUGAAGGGCAAGUAACUGUUCGAGCUUGGGUAAAAAAUUUACCUACUAUGCAGAACAAUAUGAUUUCUUCGAAUCACAAUGAUGAAAUAUUGAAGCAUUUCUCAUUCCUAGUAUGCAACACAAACACGUUUCAAGAACAACAAGCCAUGGAUAAUGGAGUUAAUUUGAAUCCUGCCUGUAUGGAAUUUACAUUUGAAAUAGAUGACACAGGGAAAGGCAUUCCGAAAGAGAAGCGUAAAUUAGUUUUCGAGAACUAUGUUCAAGUAAAAGAAACAGCUUUUGGACAAGGAGGAACUGGCUUGGGACUUGGCAUUGUUCAAUCUCUGGUACGCUUGAUGGGAGGAGAUAUAGCAAUUUUAGACAAAGAGAUUGGAGAAAAAGGAACAUGUUUUAGGUUCAGUGUUCUUCUUAUUGUCUUAGAGGACAAUGUUCACACUGGUGAUGACACACGUCAACCAUCGCCUACCUCAAGACUUACUUUUUGGGCCCCUAGUACAAGUCUCCAUUCCCCAAGAGCAAUCCGAACCACCAGUUCAAAAACUGAAACAUCUCGUGUCAUUCUCUUAAUUCAAAAUGAUCAACGAAGACUGAUAUGCAAGAAAUUCCUGGAAAGUCUUGGUGUAAAAGUAUUGGCAAUGAAAGAAUGGGAGCAACUCCUGACCACUCUACAGAAAAUAUUGGAUAAACAGAGCCAUUCUAAGCAUAACUCAAGAGGAAGGUCAGGUAAUAGUUCACCAAGUGACUGCCUAAGCAAAUCAACAUCCGAUGACUCUGGAAAUGGGUUGAACAUGCAUGUUUCUUCGGGUGCAAGGAAAGAUGAGACAAAUUACUUUCUUUCUGUUUUCAAAAAGACUAAUCUCAGAGGUGGAAAUAGCUUCAUCUUGAUUGUAAUUGAUGCCAGUGCAGGACCAUUCAAGGAAAUAUGUAAUAUGGUAGCUAAUUUUCGAAGGGGGCUUCAAGGCGCCUAUUGUAAGGUUGUUUGGUUACUAGAGAAGCAAAUGUCACGCAUUAGCAAUGACAAGGGGAUAGACUCAAACAUUGACAAGUUGAACGAUGUUUUUAUAUCUAGACCUUUUCAUGGUUCUCGUUUGUAUGAAGUGAUAAGAUUGCUUCCAGAGUUUGGAGGCACAUUAGAAACCGGGGAAAGUAGUACAUCAUAUUGGAGUGGGAAUGUUUCUAAAGAUCCAAGUUCAUCGGCGUAUCAAUGUCAAAGUAAGUGCAAGGAAGGAAAUUCACCAAUUUUUAGAGGCCACAUUGAAACGAGAGUACAAAAAGAAACAACCUCAAGAAGUUGGACCUCCCCAAAGAAUUUGUCCAUGAAUCAAAUUCAUUCAUGUAUAGGAUCAAAGACUCGAAGUUCACCCAUUGUUGAACAAAAAAGUUUACACCAAGAAAUUAGAGAAGAGAAAUAUAAACACUCGAGUGGCGAAAAACCUCUAUGUGGCAAAAAAGUCUUGGUUGCUGAGGACAAUUUAGUGUUGCAAAAACUAGCUAGAUUGAACCUCGAAAGACUUGGCGCAACUACAGAGAUAUGUGAAAAUGGAAAGGAAGCUUUAGAGCUUGUUUGCAAUGGCUUAGGCAAUCAACGGAAAUAUGGUGCUUCAAAUACUCUUCCUUACGAUUACAUCCUAAUGGACUGUGAGAUGCCAAUAAUGGAUGGAUAUGAAGCAACAAGAGAGAUAAGGAAGGUAGAGAGAUAUUACAACACACACAUUCCAAUCAUUGCACUAACAGCCCAUACAACAGGAGAAGAAGCAGGAAAAACAAUUGAAGCUGGAAUGGAUGUGCAUUUAGGCAAACCACUCAGAAAAGAGAAGCUACUAGAAGCCAUUACAUGUAUUCAUAGCAAAUAAUGUUUUACUUUCUUUAUGCAGAUUAAAACAAAAUUUCAGCCAUUCAUAUGAUACAAUGUAGUAUAUGUUCAACUCUAUCAUCUCAAGGGCAUUUCCUUCUUUCCAAUCCAA
Cucumis melo (muskmelon) is the source of this 3310-nucleotide messenger RNA. RefSeq names its product histidine kinase CKI1. The record is from RefSeq and is a predicted model, not a curated record. Gene Ontology annotation, cellular component: nucleus. Gene Ontology annotation, molecular function: phosphorelay sensor kinase activity. Gene Ontology annotation, biological process: phosphorelay signal transduction system; phosphorylation. The coding region runs from base 5 to 3199 and encodes 1064 amino acids. Lineage: Eukaryota; Viridiplantae; Streptophyta; Magnoliopsida; Cucurbitales; Cucurbitaceae. The transcript has 5 exons.